AUGUUAGGGAUUUGGCCCAACACACCGGAGAACGAGCCCAAAGUUCUCCAGGGUUCGUCUUUGAGAUUGACAUGGCUUCGGCAACAUUUUUUCUUGUUGCCGAAUGAUGCUAAUGAGGUGACUGUACAGCGAUUUGCCCGGGCUUACAUUCUUGCAUUGAUGGGGUCCAUUCUUUUUGCCGACAAGAGUGGAGAUGCAAUUCAGGUUCUUUAUCUCCCGCUUUUAGCUGAUCUCGACGUAGCAGGGACAUAUAGUUGGGGUAGUGCGACCCUUGCAUACCUGUAUCGGCAGCUAUGUCGAGCAUCACAUAGGGGUGCGAGGGAGUUAGGUGGCCCUGUGUUGUUGUUACAGAUUUGGGCAUGGGAGCACAUACACAUUGGCAGACCUCGGAUUUCGAGGGUGCGGGACCCACCUCCACAGUUUGACGAGGCCGUUCCUAUUUUAGGCUCCCAGCAUGUUCCGGGGAUUGACCCCUUAGCUGUCAGUUGGCUUCGAGUACACAUCAGUAGGUCCCACACAGCAGGUGGGCUUCCUUACUACAGGGAUGCACUUGACCAUCAGACGGACGAGCAGAUGACUUGGCAGCCAUAUACUGAUGCGAGACUGGCGUUGUUACCUGCUAUAUGUCGAGCUGAUCGACAUGUAUGGCGCACAAUGGCCCCACUUAUCUGUUUCGACAUUGUAGAGUUCCAUUUCCCUGGUCGAGUUAUGCGCCAGUUUGGAUUCGAGCAGCGAUUCCCGCACCUUCUGAUACGAGCACAACCCUUUCAUGCCAUAGAUCGGAGGUCGAAGAACAAGAACUAUCCGCUCAGACAUCGACCUUACAUUGCACAUUGGGAUGAGCGCGAGGGACACAUAGUUCAGGGCACUCCUUUUAGUGGUCGUACUCAUGCCUUUGACGAGUAUAUGAUAUGGUUUCGUCGCAUCACGAGGUUACGCCUAACGAAUCCAUCGAGGCGACCACCUUCUACACAUUAUCAGCCUGCGUCUGCAGAUAUAGUACUGGCACAUACUUUAUCUGAUAUUGCUCAUAGGUGCGGUACUGUGCUAGAGGCUUCUGAGUCAUUGCCUCCAGAUAUGGUGCGUGACUUGUAUGCGCAGACAUUGCAGACUAUGAGGGGACUGUGUGUUGAUGCUGUUGGCCGAGCUGGACAUGGCCACAUCGUACAGGGCGUGCCUACUUCUGCUGGAUAUACAUCGACUUCUACAUCUUCUACGUCUGCUGCCCAUAUAUCUACCACGCCAGCUUUGCUUUCACCUCCAGUCACUCAGAGGGCCUAUCGACGACGUUCUGACACUACUCCCCCUUCUCUUGAUGCCAUUGCAGAGACUCAUGAAACCACACCUAGCUCAUCUACACCUUCACAAAAGAAGAAGAGAGGGUUUUAGAAGUUUCAUUUAUUGUUUAUGUAGUUAGUUAACAUUAUU
Messenger RNA from Beta vulgaris subsp. vulgaris (sugar beet), 1428 nucleotides. Its product is annotated as serine/threonine-protein phosphatase 7 long form homolog. The transcript is spliced from 4 exons. The record is from RefSeq and is a predicted model, not a curated record. NCBI's taxonomy places the organism in Eukaryota, Viridiplantae, Streptophyta, Magnoliopsida, Caryophyllales, Amaranthaceae. Bases 1 to 1389 code for a protein of 462 amino acids. Gene Ontology annotation, biological process: meristem maintenance; meristem development.